ACAACUAUUCAUUUUACCUGACAAGACAUGAAUCAAUGAAAUAAUUUAGUCAAUGAGUUAAAUAAUUGUUGAUGAUUAAUUAUUUUGCUUGAUAUCGAAAUAAGGGGACUAACUGCUACUUAAUGAGACGUAGAUGUAUAAAUGAAUUUAAUUCCUUUAUCACGUUUCGACACGUUUUUUCUCUCACUUCCUAUUCUCGGAUCAAGUUCGAAUUCUGCAUAAUUAUUCAUAACAAUAUGACAAUACACGAAUCAAUCAAAAAUAAACAUUGACCAAAUGGUAUGAAUACUGGAUGUCACAAGAAGCUGUUCCUCAUUGUUUUCAUUGGUUUCCUCGUUCUGUCCUUGUUUUGGAUGUUAAAUAGUCCUGCAAAUUGGACUAACAAUCAGACUCCUGAAACUAGUCAAACUAACAAUUUGACUUUACAUUUAAAAGACAAUUUACUUAACCAUACCAUUUCUAUCCAUGGAAUUGAAACCAAGAAAAAACAAGACACGAUACAAAGUUAUAUCUCUACUCAUUUCAACAAUAGUUUCGUUCGUUUGAUUCGAAGAUAUUUGACACCAAUAACAAAGUUCUUACAUGAAGAAUCUUUAUUUAAUGAUUCUAUAUCUGAACAUAUUUUAAGAUCUGGCUUAGGAUUUAAACCUUACACAACUGAGAAGAAUGAAGAAAUUUGGAUAGAGAAUGGUGUCCAGUAUCGUCCAUAUCCAUUUCUAGAGAAAGCUGAUAAUCCGUUUUACACGUCAGAGUUCGAAGCUUUUGUUCCUUUUAAUAAAACGGAAUUUUUCGAAGGAGAUGUUGCAAGUAUGUCACGUGAUAUUACAGACAAGAAAAUAAUUCUCUGGUGGCAGCAUAAGUAUGGCCAAGGUCCUAUCACUGGACUGAAUCUACUGAGAGCGUGUCCAGACUUUCCAUGUGUGGUCACUUCAGAAAGAAAGUAUACAAAAAAUAGCAGUGCUUUAUUGGUCAAUUCUCAGUUUGUAAACAAUGAACGGCCACCUCCGAAACGUUCAGAGCAAGUUUUUGUGCACUAUCAAAUAGAAGCGCCAUCUCAUUAUUGGUUAUAUGGGUAUUUCUUUGACCCAUCCAAAGGCUGGAACGAUAUAUUCAACUGGACAAUGUCUUACCGCAUGGACGCUGACAUUGUUACAUACCAUGGGAUUGUUAGAAGACGUAGAGUUGAGCCAAAAAAAAACUAUCAAGAAAUAUUGUCCAGGAAGAAAGGAGUAGUAGCAUGGAUGGUCUCUAGCUGCAAUGCCUAUUCCAGAAGACAAGACUACGUAAAAGAGUUACAAAAAUACGUACCUGUGGAUAUUUAUGGAAAUUGUGGUCCAUUUAAAUGUUCCAGAAACAAAGAUAAAGAUUGCCUUCAAGAUUUUUCAUUAAAGUACAAAUUCUACCUUGCCUUUGAAAACAGAUUCUGCAAAGAUUACAUCACAGAGAAACUUUUUAAAUACCUAGACAGUGAUAUGAUCAUCAUUGCCCGUGGUUACAAUACGUACUCCAGACUUUUACCCUCAGAAAUAUUUCUUAACACUGCCAACUUUAAGUCUCCUAAAGAGCUUGCUGACAGAAUUCUCUACCUUAAUUCUCACGACCAAGAGUAUGUACAAAUGCUAAAAGAAAAGGAUAAGUAUUUUUCUAUAUACGAAGACUAUCCUUUGAUUCAUACCUCGCCUAUGUAUAUAGAACAUCGUUAUGAAUCUAUUCCAAUGUGUGAACUUUGUCAAAGACUCUGGAAUUUGGAGAAGUAUUCUAAAGAAGUCAAAGAUAUGGGAGCAUGGUUCAACAAGAAAGAGUAUCAAUGUCAUGAUGCCCAAGAUUUGUAAACAAAGACAUUUAAAUAUUGCUUACUUCAAUAGUAAACAUUUUUUAACCAUCACCAAAAACUCUCUUGUAUAAAGUUAUAAAAGUUUUUUUUUCACAUAAAAUACAUGUUUAAUCUAUAUUGGACAAACUCCUGAGUGCUAUGUUGGAUCCCCACCCUUUCAACAUUUCCCCUACGAAAAGGCAUAGUUCUAAGGCUCUCACCAACGGCUGGAUUCGCUUUAAAAGACUCAAUGUGGCACAGAAAAUGAGCUUUCUAAUAAUUUUUAGCCGUUCCAACACAUGACCCAGGAGGUUAGGAGGAUGGGCGGCGCUCUUUGAUAAAAAUGCUCAGUUUUUCAGUGGUCUCAGUGCAGUGCUCUCGUUGAGAGAUUUAACGAAACUCUUAAGACAAUGCGUGUGUUUAGGGAAAGUCCCCGAGUCUGGGAAAGAUAUCUUUCAGCAGUUGUACUUGCCUAUAGAGAGGCACCACAAGAAAGCCUAUGGUUUUCACCAUUUAUGCUUUUGUACAGUUGAAGUGUCAGGAAUCACAGCCAUAUUCCCCGUGAACUAUGGACCAAAGAACACAAAAAUACUGAGAUUCGUACUUUAUUUCAGAAUGGGAUAGAUCUAAAAAAUAAAUUAGAAGAGACUUGCAACAUCGCCAUGACAAAACUUGAGUAGGCUUAUUUGAGGGGCUAAGAAAUAGUAUGUUCUUAAGUUAAACUACCGAGAAUUCUAGUUUUCCUUUUACGAUAAAUGCAAGUAGAGGUCCUUUUGAGAUCAUCAGUAAAUCUGACCAUUAUGAUUACCUGGAGAAAUUAACUAGGGGUCCUAAGACUUUCCAUGGUAAUCUAUUGAAAUUUGGCAUUUAUAGGAAGAGCCUUAUGUCUGUAGAAUUGUUUUAAUAUGAUUUUCAGUUUAGUUAUUUAAGGUCUGUUGCACCUUAUAUAAGAUAGAGAGCAGGUAUGCUAAGUGGGUAGUCAAGGUUUUUGAGCAGCCUCUUUGGCACAAGAGGCUAGGGUGAUAAUUUUAAAACACAAUUAUAUACAUACAUACAUAAAAAACAUUUCAUUUGUAUGGCGUGGGCGUAGCCAGGAUUUCUUUUCGUGGGGGGGGGGAUUUUUUUCUCCCCCCCCCCCGCCAAAUAUAUAUAUAUAUAUAUAUAUAUAUAUAUAUAUAGACCUAUAUAUAUAUAUAUAUAUAUAUAUAUAUAUGUGUGUGUGCACAUAAUUAUUUUUAUUACAUUCUGACCCUUCAUUCUUUCCAAAGACGCUUAUUGUACCCUAGAAUAGGUUCUUCCUGAAGUUAGUAGGAAAAUUGUAGACUCCCCCCCCCCCUUGCCAGGGGGUCUGGGGGAGCGCUGUGAGCUCCCCCUGCGGGUUUGGGGCGUAGCACCGCCGCCAAACAACACUAUUUCCGGUAUUGAAAGCCAACAAAAUGCAUAUUCUGAGGUAUCUACAGUGCAUUAUCCUGCUAUUAAAAAGGUUUAUUCUUACUUACUUAGAUCCUCCCGCGCCGUUCGGCGCAUUGGGCGGCAAGCUGCUUCCAAAAAAAUCUGUCACUGGCCAGAUUUUUCAUUAAAGUACAAAUUCUACCUUGCCUUGCAAUGUCUGAAACCUCUUCCCACCUGCUCUGAUGUCUUUCAUGAAUGUGUGGCAGCAAGUUAUACUAGGAUUUCCCUGUUUGCACUUUCCUUGUAAUAUUCUUUAUGCAAACACAAUUCUUAUUAUGCGUAAUUCAUUUUGUAGGAGAACAUGUCCCGCAAAUCUCAUUUGACGCUCUGUCACAACCUUACCAAGGGGUCGACUCCUAGUUCGGCAUAGGAUUUCCUUCAUUGAGACACGAUCUCUAUAACAGAUUCCUAAAAUAUUGUAGAGAGAGGUUUUCCACCUCAAAACUCUCUGUAGGGUGAUUUUAAACUCAAAACCAUCUGGAGGGAUUUAAACUUUAAAAAAAAGCUCUCUGGAGGAGGGCUACGCCUAUAGAAUUUUGAGUGUGUAAUUUGCUUUUUUUAUAUUGAAAAGGUAUUUUUAAGCUUACAACCCCGCUUGGCUACGCUCAAAGAAUCUGGUGAGUGAUGUAUGGAUAGUCUUAUAUUGAAGAGGGAGUUUUAUCGUAAAUUUCGGAGGGAGGUUUAAAAUCAAAGACCCUCUUAGAUAUGCUCUUGGAAUUUAGGAAUUAUUAUUUACUAUUAUUAAUUAUUUAUUGGCAUUUUUUUUUCAUAGAAGAGGGGGCUUUAACUGUAAAACCCUCUGGUAGGGGGUUUUUAAACUCAAAACCCCCUUUGCUGUGCUGGGCAAGUGAUGGUUUAGUAUUAAAAUCUCUCCUAAAAUAAACAAAAUCAAGAGGAAAAAUCAGUCACUAAAUUCCGCCCCCCCCCCCCCCCCGGUUGGACGGACUGAUGAAGAGGAUAUGGUUAUUUGUUGUUGUUGUUUUGUUGUUUGUUUUUGUUUUUUUACCAUUUCUUUAUAAUUUUGGAAAUGUUUACUUUAAGAAUAUACCUUUUUAUGGGUAUUAUUUAUGUAUAAUUUUUAUGGCUACUUAUUCACUGGUGUAUCUUAUUAGAUUGAUUUUUUUUUCUUGAAAUUAAGUUUGUAUUAAGGAUGCAGAAGUUACAAAAGAUACUUCGUUUUCUUAUUUCAUGUGUAACCAUGAUUGUUUAUUUACUUUUAGCUAGCAUGGUGUGUGUUGUUGGCCUUAAAAAUGUGUACUAUGUAUUAUUACUGUAAGUUUAGCCAUAUAGAUAGGGGCAAAGGGAGGGGGUUAUAAUCACUAACAUCGUUUGUGAAUUAUCAAAUUAGAUUUAAAUUUUGAUGGUUUUACAGUAUUCCACUUAUUGAGAGAGGCUGAGUCAACAGCUUCGCGUGAAUAUAUUGCUACAGCUUUCUGCUAUAUACUUAUAGCUAUCUAGAAACUACCUUGGUUUAUCUCUACGUCUAGGUGUCCCUGGGUUUAGCUGUAAUAACACAAAACAAUUAACAACUCGAUCAAAACACAGAAACUUUAAUAAUCUUCAAUGACUUCCUAGCACAUAUCACAGGUUGACCUCCUUAACUAACAUAUUUCCGGUCGUUCGCAUAUAAAUUCAAACUGACGUAUAUCUAUAAAAAUAGAUUAUGCACAUUACACACAUACAGACAUUCAUGUGUGUGUGAUAUAUAUAUAUAUAUAUAUAUAUAUAUAUAUAUAGUGCGGGUUUUUUGUAAAAAAAAAAAUAGGUGCCCCUACUCAAUGAUUAGGUGCCGGUACUCAGUGAUGGAUUGCCUAACUUUUAACUACUAAUAAGUUAAAAAUAAACGUUAAAAUAAAAGAAAAGCAAUAAAAGUUAGGCAAUCAAUAACUGAGUACAGGCACCAAUUUUUUUUU
Messenger RNA from Biomphalaria glabrata, 5178 nucleotides. RefSeq names its product 4-galactosyl-N-acetylglucosaminide 3-alpha-L-fucosyltransferase FUT6-like. The transcript is spliced from 3 exons. The record is from RefSeq and is a predicted model, not a curated record. Gene Ontology annotation, molecular function: alpha-(1->3)-fucosyltransferase activity. Bases 282 to 1832 code for a protein of 516 amino acids. Gene Ontology annotation, cellular component: membrane. Lineage: Eukaryota; Metazoa; Mollusca; Gastropoda; Planorbidae.